AUGGCAAGCCAAGCUCCUGCUGAUCCCCCGGUCGCCUCUGACUCGGCGCAAACCCUUCCUGAUCGUACCCAAAACCCCGCCGAUAACAGCGCUCCCCAGGGAGAGGUCUCCAAGAACGCCGCCAAAAAGGCCGCGAAGGCUGCUAAGCAGGCGUCUGACAAGGCUGGCAAGGCUGCUAAACAGGGGGGUGCAAAGCAGGCUCCCAAGGCUCCUAAGAAAAAGAUCGAUGGCGCUGCCCUGAUCGGUAUUGAUGUCUCCAAAGAGGAGGACUUCCCGGGAUGGUACCAGCAGGUCCUUACGAAGGGAGACAUGCUUGACUACUACGAUGUCUCCGGAUGCUUCAUCUUGAAGCCCGCCUCGUUCAGCAUCUGGGAGGAAAUCCAAAACUGGUUCAAUGCGCGCAUUAAGAAGAUGGGAGUCAAGAACUGCUCCUUCCCUCUCUUCGUUUCGGAGGACGUCCUGAAGCGCGAGAAGGACCACAUUGAGGGCUUUGCCGCCGAAGUCGCCUGGGUGACUCAUGCCUCUGACCUUAUCUGUCAUGCACGCAGUGGCUCCACCCCGCUCGAGAGAAAGAUUGCCAUCCGUCCGACGUCGGAAACUGUUAUGUACCCUUACUACGCCAAGUGGAUCAGAAGUCACCGUGACCUGCCCCUCAAGCUCAACCAGUGGAACUCCGUCGUCCGGUGGGAGUUCAAGCACCCCCAGCCCUUCCUUAGAACCCGAGAGUUCCUUUGGCAGGAGGGUCACACCGCUCAUCUGACCCAGGAAGGUGCCCAUGAGGAGGUUAUGCAGAUUUUGGACUACUAUGCUCUGAUCUACGAGGAGCUCCUGGCUGUCCCCGUGAUCAAGGGUCAGAAGACCGAGAAGGAGAAGUUCGCCGGUGGUCUGUAUACCACCACGGUUGAGGGAUACAUCCCCUCGACUGGUCGUGGUAUCCAGGGUGGUACUUCCCACGGUCUGGGUCAGAACUUCAGUAAGAUGUUCAACAUCACCGUGGAGGAUCCUUCCGCCAAGGGUGAUGAGAAGAAAGAACCCCUCUAUGUCUGGCAGAACUCGUGGGGUCUCUCGACCCGUACUCUCGGUGUCAUGGUCAUGAUCCACAGUGACAACCGUGGCCUGGUUCUCCCUCCCCGCGUUGCGGAGAACCAGACCGUCAUUGUCCCCGUCGGCAUCACUGCCAAGACCUCGGACGAUGACCGCGCGAAGCUGUACGCUGAAAUCGAUACCCUUGUCUCCACCCUCGAGGCUGCCGGCAUCCGGGCGAUCAGCGACAAGCGUGAGGGAUACUCUCCCGGCUGGAAGUUCAACGAGUGGGAGCUUCGCGGUGUGCCUCUGCGCAUUGAGUUCGGUCCUGGCGAGUCUGCCGGCAACUUCGUCACUGCUGCUCGCCGUGACAUUCCCGGCAAGGACGGCAAGGCCACCAUCGCCAUCCCCGAACUGGGAACCGCCGUGCCUGCCCUGCUCGAGACCAUCCAGAGCGACCUCUACAAGCGCGCGGACUACGAGUACCGCACUCACCGGAAGCUCAUCACCAACUGGGACGACUUCACCCCCGCCCUCAACGACAAGAACAUCUGUAUCAUCCCCCACUGUCUGACCGAGGAGUGCGAGGACCAGAUCAAGGACAUGAGUGCCCGCAAGGCCGAGGAAGACUCCGACGAGGCCCAGGACGCCCGCGCCCCCAGCAUGGGUGCCAAGUCCCUUUGCAUUCCCUUCGACCAGCCCGAGGGCAUCGAAGCCGGCGUCACCAAGUGCGCCAACCCCCAGUGCACCCGGUUGGCCGAGAAAUGGUGCAUGUUUGGACGUUCCUACUAG
Aspergillus affinis is the source of this 1815-nucleotide messenger RNA. Its product is annotated as proline--tRNA ligase. The transcript is spliced from 4 exons. Lineage: Eukaryota; Fungi; Ascomycota; Eurotiomycetes; Eurotiales; Aspergillaceae. Gene Ontology annotation, cellular component: aminoacyl-tRNA synthetase multienzyme complex; cytoplasm. Gene Ontology annotation, molecular function: proline-tRNA ligase activity; ATP binding. Gene Ontology annotation, biological process: prolyl-tRNA aminoacylation. Bases 1 to 1815 code for a protein of 604 amino acids. The record is from RefSeq and is a predicted model, not a curated record.